CUAACGGAAAGGGCGGGACAUCGCUCCUGAGGAGCGGCCUUGUUCCUCAAGCGGCCGCUGGGGGCGCCAGAGCAGGACCGGAGCGCGGGCCAAGCCGGAGGUUCAAGUGAUUCUCUUGCCUCAGCCUCCUGAGUAGCUGGGAUUACAGCUUCUGUGUAUUCCCUAAAUGGCUGAUGCUGAUGCUGAGGAAAGAAACUACGACAACAUGCUGAAAAUGCUGUCAGAUCUGAAUAAGGACUUAGAAAAACUAUUGGAAGAGAUGGAGAAAAUCUCAGUGCAGGCAACCUGGAUGGCCUAUGACAUGGUUGUGAUGCGCACCAACCCUAUGCUGGCCGAGUCCAUGCGCCGACUGGAGGACGCCUUCCUCAACUGCAAGCAGGAGAUGGAGAAGAACUGGCAAGAGCUGCUCCAUGAGACCAAGCAAGGGCCAUAGGCCCCACUGGCCCACCACAGUUGCCAUGCCACCAUCUGCCUGUGUGACAAAGUCACUGGGGGACGGAGCUGGUGCCCACAGCUGUAUGCACUGUACUUGUUUCUUAAUAAACUUAUUUUUAAGCACAA
Molecule: messenger RNA, 561 nt
Organism: Callithrix jacchus (white-tufted-ear marmoset)
Lineage: Eukaryota; Metazoa; Chordata; Mammalia; Primates; Cebidae
Gene: SYCE3
Product: synaptonemal complex central element protein 3
Biological process (GO): synaptonemal complex assembly; spermatogenesis; reciprocal meiotic recombination
Cellular component (GO): central element
Source: RefSeq, a predicted model, not a curated record